AUGGAUGACGUUAGGGAGAAAAGGCAGUCGGGGCCCCACAAGGGGGGCCCCCAGAAGGGGAAGGCUAAGAAAGGGGGUUCUUCUGCUGACGGGGCUCCUAACACCGCAAGCCUUCUAGAGCUGCAGCUGGCUGAGCUCGAGCGAGGUUUGCGUGUGUCUCCCCCUGAGUUGGGUGUUGAUAGUUCCCCUUCUGCUGUUCUUUGGGACUUUGUUUCUUUUUUGAAACAAUUUUGCCUCAACGAAUUCCGUGCUAGGCAAAUUGCGUUGGAUGCUCCUGCAGCAGCAGCAGCUGCAACGAAAGACCCGAAGGCCCCCUUCAGCUCUCCGCUGGCUACUGCCAUAUUCAGCCAAGUCCCAGGCAACGCCAAGGCUACCCCUCCCCUGUGGACAGCCCCACAGCCCUGCAGAGUUGAACUCAUAGGCAGCUGCGGCGCGGGCAUGGGGCCCCCUUCCUUCGCCCGCAAUUUGGAUUUGGCCCUAGAGCUCCCAGAAGACGCGCUAGAUAAGCGCGACUACUUAAACUACAGAUACCUUGCGAAGCGUGCAGCGUACGUAGAUAUGCUGCGCUGCCAGCUACAGGAGGCCUUGGCUAAGCAGCAGCAGCAGCAGCAGCAGCAGCAGCAGCAGUGGGCUUGGGCUUGUGCAUGCAAGCGAGCCCGUUUGAGGGUGGAGGCAGAAGUGAGGCCUUGGCGCCUUGACGGGCUGAAGACAGUUCUUUGCGUCAAGUUCUUGCCGUUAGAAAAGGAGACAGUUAAAGCAAAGGAGACGGCUGCAGCUGACGGCUCCACAGCAGCAGCAGAUGCACAUGAUGUGCGUGCCCAGCAACGGCUGUUUCGGCAGCUGCAGAGCUGGGAGGUGCGUUUGUUUGUGGCUUGUUGCGGCGGCCUCUUCAAGGAGAAGUUCCUGAGGCCCAACGCCAAUGCGGUGCGGCGCAGAACAACCGCCACAAAGGAUCUGAAGGAGACAGCAAACAAAAUGGAGACACCUCUCACUGACGCGCAGGUCAAGGCGCUGCCCCCCACCCCCUACUACAACGGCCUCGUGCUCGAGGACUGCAGAUUUUUCAAGCACGCUGAGAUCCUCCGCAAAUGUGCUGCUGAGUUCACUGGCUUCGCCAGCGCCGUACGGCUCCUCAAGGCCUGGGCCCGGCGGCGCUCCCUCCUCGAUUCGGGGCUGUCUGCAUGCAGCUCAACAACAGGCAAGUGCUGCUUCAGCGUGCCUCUUUUAGAGUCUCCUCAUUUGUUGUUUCCUCCGUGCGUUUGCUGCGGUUUUACGCUGUCUUUGAUUCUGGCUCAUGUGUGCCUCGCCUCGGGGGAUGUUGCCCGCGUUGCCGCCCCGGUGCAGCUGUUCCGCCUGGCGCUGUCGUUUCUGGGGGGGGCGGACUUCCGUUCCCGCUUCUACUGCAUGGGGGAGGACGCAGGCCGCCUGAAGCCCUCGCUGCCAGAGGAGGCGAAUGCCCGCCUGGAGGCAGCUGUGGCGGCCCGCAACGACGCAGCUGAUGCUGUAGCUGCACCCUUGCCGGGCGCGGGUGCUGCUGCAGAAGACGCAGAAAAGGCGACACAUAUGCCGCAGUGGGGCCGCCAAGAGUUAUGUGUGGGCCUUGUAGAGGAUGCCUAUCUCUUUGACUCAGAAGAAAAGACAUUCAACAUUUUGUGGAGAUCCCAACUGCAUAUUCAGGAGCUGCAACACGAAGCACGCAGCAGCCUAGCUGCGCUGCAGAAGCUGGAUGAUCCAUUUUCCCUUCUUUUUGGAGAGCAGCAGGAGCAUCUGCUGCUGAAGUCGGACUUGUGGGUUCAUGUUCCUGCCCUGCCUCCCCGCGGACAAGCCUACGAGCUGGAGACGUCGAUCCCCGUGGGGAACUACGACCCCCCUUCUCCAGACCGCCGUCACGUGCCUCAGGGGCCAGCCUACGAUGAUGGAGAUGCCUCCUCGUCUGGAGACGACCCCACACACUUCGAUCCCCCUAAGUGGGAGACGGCUCCAGCAUUCUUAGGAGCGGCAACACUUGCACGCAUUAUCGUCAGAGGACUCGGCGACCGCAUGCAGAGCUUCCGCGUCCGCUUCGCCCUCUCUGGGGGCCCCACUCAAGCUCCACGCCUUGGAAACUCAUUUGACACCCUUCCUGUUGGAGUGGUGAUAUGCAUCACGUUAAAUGGAAAGGCCUCCGCGCGCCUGCUGGACCGAGGCCCUUCGGUUGUAGAUGCUACGGAAGUGGCUUCGCAGACGCCCCGCGCUGUCGCUGCUGAUAGCUUCAGGAAGUUCUGGGGUCCUCGCUGCGAUGUACGGCGGUUUCAAGAUGGACGCAUGCUUCACUGCGUGUUGUGGGAAAAGUUCGUCGUCUUUGAAGGCCCUCAAGCGCUCGACAGAGCUUCGGGAGAAGCUGCGGGACAGAGAACACCGCCAGAACAAAUCGUUCGAUAUGUUUUGCAGCGGCAUGCAGAAGACAUUUGUUGUUACGCGGCCUCCCUGACGAAGACAGAGCCAAAUGUAGCAGCAAAGAAGCAGUCGCAGAGGCUAUCACUAGGCAUUCACUGCAGCCCAUUGGGUCCUAAUGGCCCGCUUUCCGACAGACAGAAGGCUCUUGUACGAGCAUUUGCAGAGCUGAAAAAUUUACUUUGCUCGUUAAGUUCCAUUCCGCUGACGAUCAAGCAAGUUUGGCACUCAGACGCAGCUUUACGGCACACUGAAGUCUUUUCCUCAAACAUUUGGGAACCCGAAAAGGCAGCCGCUGCGACGGUGCACUCCGUCGUCGUUCAGUUCGAAGACUCCGGGAAGUGGCCAGUGGAACGGGAAGCCGUUUGCAAACUCAAGACAGCCUUUCUGGUAGCCAUGAACGAAGAGCUUCUGCGUGACUACUCUGUUUCUAGUAAUGUCAUGGAGUCCUUCCUGGAUAUCCAUUUUCAGUCGUUCAUCUUCCGCGUUCAAAUAUUCCAUCCUAACGAAGUUAUGGAGGAAGCAAACAUCUUCACGGAUUUCUCGCUCAAGCCAAUCACACUGCAUCUUGGCAAGGCACAUAGCGGACCUGCCAACAGCGGCCGGGAGACUUUGACAUUUUCUGGUGGUUCAACAGACGAACAGAAGGUGGCUAAGCAGGUGUGCGAUGUGCUGCUUCAAGAAGACGUCGCCCUCUUGUCCGCCGUCAACCCAUACCACAUGGACAAAGUUUUGCAUCUCCGCAGUCUUUGGUGGGCGCCGCAAGCAGCCGCUCUGGUACACAGCUUGGCUCUUAAACACACAGCAUUCGCUGGUGCCGUGAGACUGGCAGUUUCUUGGCUGAGCAAACAGCUAAUAGUGGGGGCGGUACACUUCGCCGAACACGUCUUGGCAUUCCUCUUUGUUGACUACAUGCGGGCGGGUUAUGGGAAUGAGCCCCAAAGCCCGCAUGUUGCUUUUCUGCGGUUCCUUCACUUUGUUAGCUCUUUCGAUUGGGAGCAUAGUCCUCUGCUUGUUUCGUUCGACUCGUCGUCCCUACUCACGGAUGGACAGCGGCAUCACAUGCAGGCUUCCUUCGAGCACUUCGGUCAUGUCCCGUCGGUACACUCUGUCCUAGACCCGCAUGGCUUCAUACUGCCACGACCUGAUCCUCCAUCCUUUCGUCGCCUUUUGGGAUGUGCCCGAGACUGCUGUCAGAAAAUACGUUCCAUCCCCAUGACUUCGUCGCGGUUAACCACAGCAUGGAAGGGUUUAUUCGUGACUGACUGGAGCCAGUUCGACAUUGUAAUAAAGCUCAAAGAUCCGCUGGCAGCUCCGCAAACCGGUUCACAAGAUACAAUCCCGCAGAAAAAGAGGCGAUAUGCUAACUUGGCAUUCAACAACGACACAACGGACACCAAAAAAGAAUCCGUGCUUGGCGGUCUUUUACAAAGAGAAGCAUCUGCAGAUUUACCUCUGCUUUCAUCCCAAGGGCUUCGUCUUUCGCCUGCAUCGCCGGAGACAGCAGCUGUUCUGGACGACUUGUUGCUCCGAGCUGUGGGCUCGAAAGCAUGCACGAGGAGGUAUUUAUUCCUACGGUUCCUGCGGCGCUUAUUCCAGGCUUUCCCAGACGCUUUUGUUCUGGGGUUAGACUUUGUGCAAGCACAACAGCUUGCGGGAGGCCUACCGGAUUCCAUAGCUUUGAAAAUACCACCAGCCACGCUUCUCUGUAGAGCGUUGCAGCCCAUAGAAGUGUCGCCACGCCUUCUUCUUUGCCCCUCUUGGGAGGCCCAGAAGGCGCCCACAACUGGUAGAGAGUCAUUCAAGGAAGGGAGCAGUUCACCAUCAGAUGAACGGGCUUUUAUGGCGGUCCUCAGCCCGUCGAUGCUGUUAGGAGGUAUCAAGGCGAUAGCCACGGGAAUGAUAGAAACGGUGGUACUCACGUAG
Messenger RNA from Eimeria mitis, 4359 nucleotides. RefSeq lists its product as uncharacterized. Bases 1 to 4359 code for a protein of 1452 amino acids. Gene Ontology annotation, biological process: rRNA processing; tRNA export from nucleus. The transcript is spliced from 14 exons. Gene Ontology annotation, cellular component: UTP-C complex; small-subunit processome; CURI complex. The record is from RefSeq and is a predicted model, not a curated record. Lineage: Eukaryota; Apicomplexa; Conoidasida; Eucoccidiorida; Eimeriidae.